AUGCAGAAAACCCUAACACCUUACAAGACACCAAUGGAAGACAAUGACCCGGUCGUCUCCGAGUCCGAAUCUGAAUCGGACGACGAAGACGAGGCCGUCCAGCUCAGCCAGCCCUCGAAAACUGCCGUGAACGACAAAACGGGCCUGCUCGAAAAGCUUGCUGACAUCAGCUGGCCCGAAACAGCCGACUGGCUGCACAGGCUCUCGUUCAACAUCGACCAGGAUCAGAAGGUAGACGUGAAUGACGACUUGAACCGUGAGCUUGCCUUCUACACGCAAGCACUUGAGGGCGCCAGGCUGGCAUUCACGAAGUUCCAAUCUGCGGGCCUGCCCUUCUUGAGGCCCGCUGAUUACUAUGCUGAGAUGGUAAAAACUGAUACCCACAUGGAGAAAGUGAAGGGCCGUCUCCUGGUUGAGAAGAAAAAGGCCGAGGAGGCCGAGGAGAGAAAGAAGGCCCGUGAGAAUAAAAAACUGGCUAAGGAAAUCCAGGCACAAAAGCAGAAGGAGCGGGCCAAACAGAAGAAGGAGGAUAUUGAGUCCGUCAAGAACUGGAGGAAACAGAGGAAGCAGAGCGGGUUUGCUGGGGGCGAGGAUGGUGACUUUAGUCGGGCUUUUGAGGAUGGGAAGUCUUUUGAGAGGUCCAGUAAGAAGAGGCCUGGGGUGGGCCCUGGGGACCGUUCGGGCGGGAAGGGUAAAUUUGGAAAGGGGACGAAAGGGUCUGGGAAGAAGAGGGAAUUUAGGGACUCGAAGUUCGGGUUUGGUGGGAGAAAGGGGUUGAAGAAGCAGAACACGGCCGAUACCACAAAUGACUUUAAGGCUUUUGGUAAGAGUAAUGGCCCAAAGAACAAGAAACAGAAAGUGUGA
Striga hermonthica is the source of this 864-nucleotide messenger RNA. Lineage: Eukaryota; Viridiplantae; Streptophyta; Magnoliopsida; Lamiales; Orobanchaceae. The record is from the annotation of a GenBank genome assembly.